ACAGGCAGUUUUCAGGACGCCCGCUCCGGCAUCAAACUGUUCAGGACCCUGAGCUGGCAACAUUAGCUAACAGGCUAACAGGCUAACAGGUUAGCUAGCAUCAGCUCAAACACAAACAAGAAGAUUCAUUAAAAUGACUGAAGUGAAAGUGAAGAAAGAAACGAACGUGACGGACUCUACGGAGGUGGAGAACAGGAUUAAAGAGCUGUGUCACCAGUUUCCUCACGGCAUCACAGACCAGGUGAUCCAGAAUGACCUCCCUCACCUGGAGCCUCAGCAGAGAGCCAUGGCCAUCAACAAGCUGCUCUCAUUGGGUCAGCUGGACCUGCUGAGGAACAGCUCAGGUCUCCUGUACAGACUGAAGGACUCGCAGAGCGCCGGGAAGAUGAAAGGUUCCGACAACCAGGAGAAGUUGGUUUAUCAGGUCAUCGAGGAUGCAGGAAACAAAGGAAUCUGGAGCCGAGACAUUCGCUUCAAGAGCAACCUUCCUCUGACGGAGGUCAACAAGAUCCUGAAGAACCUGGAGAGCAAGAAACUGAUCAAAGCUGUGAAAUCUGUGGCUGCGUCGAAGAAGAAGGUGUACAUGCUCUACAACCUGCAGCCGGACCGCUCCGUGACGGGCGGCGCCUGGUACAGUGACCAGGACUUUGAGUCUGAGUUUGUUGAAGUUCUCAACCAGCAGUGUUUCAAGUUCCUACAGAGCAAGGCGGAGGCAGCGAGGGACAGUAAACAGAGUCCGAUGGUUCAGAGGAACUCCUCCUUCGCCACUUCACAUGAAGUCUGGAAAUACAUCUGUGAGCUGGGAAUCAGCAAGGUGGAUCUGUCCAUGGACGACAUUGAGACCAUCCUGAACACGCUGAUCUACGACGGGAAGGUGGAGAUGACCGUCAUCGCUGCCAAGGAGGGAACGGUGGGCAGCGUGGACGGACAGAUGAAACUGUUCCGUGGUGUCAAUCCGGUCAUCCAACCCACCGGCCUCGUCAAGACGCCCUGUGGACUCUGCCCGGUGUUUGACGACUGUCAAGAAGGAGGAGAGAUCUCUCCGUCGAACUGCAUCUACAUGACCGAGUGGUUGGACUUCUGACAGCCGCUCUUUUCCCAGAGGAACCAGUUACUUUAUUUAGAUCCGCUCCUUUUUCUAUUUUUCACAAAGUGUAAUAAAUAUGUAAAUGUUGAAA
Molecule: messenger RNA, 1178 nt
Organism: Hippoglossus stenolepis (Pacific halibut)
Lineage: Eukaryota; Metazoa; Chordata; Actinopteri; Pleuronectiformes; Pleuronectidae
Gene: polr3f
Product: polymerase (RNA) III (DNA directed) polypeptide F
Exons: 9
Coding region: 134-1084 (316 amino acids)
Biological process (GO): transcription by RNA polymerase III
Cellular component (GO): RNA polymerase III complex
Source: RefSeq, a predicted model, not a curated record